Capronia epimyces CBS 606.96 is the source of this 555-nucleotide messenger RNA. RefSeq lists its product as uncharacterized. Bases 1 to 555 code for a protein of 184 amino acids. The record is from RefSeq and is a predicted model, not a curated record. The transcript is spliced from 2 exons. NCBI's taxonomy places the organism in Eukaryota, Fungi, Ascomycota, Eurotiomycetes, Chaetothyriales, Herpotrichiellaceae.
AUGUGCGGUGACUCUCAUCUUCCUCCAGCCCGCGAGUCAGGCGACUUGAUCGCCAUCAUCCACCCAAACCCGAACCCGAACCCGAACCAGCAUGCAAUGUUCCGCGGAAGACUGAAGCUGUCAAACCGCCUACCUGGACGCACGACCUCAACGCUGCAAUGCGAGAGUGAUGGCCCAUGGCAGGGCAAUGGGAAUGGGAACAGGAACAAGAGUGAUUGUGGUGCUGUGGGCGAUCGACUUCUGCACGUCAGAAUCCACAAAUUCGGACAGCCGUUAUCACUCGACGGUGACAAGAUCACCGACUCCAAAUCUACCGCCAGCUCUGAUUCAUCGUCAGAUUCAGAGUCCGAGCCAGAGUCGGAAGAGACAUGGUCUUCAUCCAAUCCCGUCUUGCACUCGUUCUUCGUCGACACCGUCGCUGCCUCGUCCAACGCUGAGACGAGGCUGAACCUUGGCGUCGGAGGCGAUGGCGUCGUCGGGAGGACAGUGUCAGUGUCGGUCUUUGAUGGAUGCCGUAGAAAGGUCCUGGGGGAAGGCAUUAUUGGCUGGAGUUGA